Molecule: messenger RNA, 822 nt
Organism: Diachasmimorpha longicaudata
Lineage: Eukaryota; Metazoa; Arthropoda; Insecta; Hymenoptera; Braconidae
Gene: purple
Product: 6-pyruvoyl tetrahydrobiopterin synthase
Exons: 3
Coding region: 249-671 (140 amino acids)
Biological process (GO): tetrahydrobiopterin biosynthetic process
Cellular component (GO): mitochondrion
Molecular function (GO): 6-pyruvoyltetrahydropterin synthase activity
Source: RefSeq, a predicted model, not a curated record
UAAUGUUAUGAUUCGCAAGUCUUCUACAACCAAAACAGGUUUGUGCUGCGGAUGGGCAGUGGAGGGAUUUGGAAAUCACGUGGAAGCGAUGCGCAUGACAUUGCGCUGGAGGAAAAUGAAACAGAUUCUCCAGAAGUUGUUGUAACCCGAUCUGUCACUGACAAUGAAAAAAUGUUCUUGAGGCAAAUGUGAAAGUAUUGAGGUUCUGGUUGACAUAAUUUCAUGAUACAUUCCAUUGUUUAUUCGUCAUGGCACCAGUCGCGUAUUUAACUCGGCGGGAAACUAUUUCCGCGAGUCACAGACUCCACAGCCCUCAUCUGACGGAUGAAGACAACAAGAAAAUCUACGGAAAGUGCAAUAAUUAUUGGGGACAUGGGCACAAUUAUACUGUUGAGGUGACAGUUAGAGGCCCAGUGGACUCGAAAACCGGAAUGGUCAUGAACAUUGCUGACCUCAAGGUCUAUAUACAGAAGGUUUUGAUGGACCAGUUGGACCACAAAAACCUCGAUAGAGAUGUUCCGUAUUUCGCAAACGUAAUUUCAACAACCGAAAAUGUUGCUGUUUACGUCUUCGACCAGUUAAGGACGAUUAUGCCAAAUCCUUCGUUGCUUUACGAAGUUAAAAUUUAUGAAACUGAUAAGAACAUUAUUGUUUACCGGGGCGAAAAAUAAUUUACCCAGUUCAGUAAAAUUAUCAGUUUCUACUGUAAUUAGUUAAUUACACUGAUUUAACUAUCUUCUCAAUUUUGUUAUGCAAAUCAGAUUAUUAUUGAGUGUCCAGCUUUGGCCGGUUUGCAAGUAAUAAAUUCGUCUGUUCUGUCCA